AUGAGCCCCACGUUGACGUAGGCAUCCCUCCCCUUCCAUCUGGAUAAAAGCCCGUAAGGGCGCGAGUAGGGAAGAUGAAGAGGUAGGGAUCCUUUGUAUCACUGUGGUCAGGGUCCCCAGGCGAGGCUGGUCAGGAGCCAGCCAAGAGUAGACCCACAUCAGCUUUUCCUUCCUCCAUCAACCUCUCAAAUCCCAAUGAGGUCACUGAAAUGAAAGAGAAUCAGACCAAGAGAGAGGGGGAGGAAGAGGACGACGACGAGGGAGAAGAAACCCAGACGGGAAAAGGCCAUCAGACAAGGUCGCUUUUUCUGGCGAUACAGCAACAGCGAGGAGCGUGGUACUGAAUAUAUCCGCCCGCUCAGCCUGGGGACCGAAGGACUCGCAGAAGCACUUUGUAUUACCACGAAAACAAAGGAGAGGAGAAGAGGAGGGGAGAGAGAGAGAGAGAGAGAGAGAGAGAGAGAAGCUCUGAGCAGUUCCGCUUUAAAUCUCCGGGAAGCAAGGUUCAUCUCCUCCGCCAGGAAAGAAAGGGGAGCCUGAGGGGUCUGGGAGGUUAGAACGGAGCAGGUUUCCUGCGGAGACUUGGGAAGCGGCAGAACUCUGGACAGCGCCUCGCGAGCGGGGCUCCUUGCUCCUGGCUCCUCCAGGUUUCUGGCUGCCUCUUGAAAGCCCUUCUACCGGUGCACUCUCUUCUCCUGGACUCCGACCACCAAACCCAGGAAAAUUCUACGAUUCCUGCCUGAACGUGCCAGGGGGUGGAACGACUCUUUUGCUCUGGCCCAGUCCGGGAAGAGGGUCUCCGGUUCUGGAAAUCUAUUUCUUGUGGAUAAUGCUUCGCUGGUGAAGAAAGAAAAGUUUUGGGGUCUGGUAGGGGGCGGAAGGGGUAAGGAGGAUAGUGGAAGGAAGAAGGUGGAUGGUUGGUUUCCCUCUCUGAUCUGGAAGGAAUGAUGACCGAGGAAGGAUGUGCACCAGCGGCCAGAUUAUUGGGAGCCUCUUGGUGCUCUCUGUGCUGGAGAUAGGGCUGGGGGUAUCCAGCGUGGCCGUGGGGGCGGUCAGCUUCAGCCUGGCCCUCCGAGAGCACAAGCCGCAGCUCGGAGACUCGUCCCCGGUAUGGAGCGGGGUGUGUUUCCUUCUUUGUGGCAUAUGUGGAAUAUUGUGCGCCAAAAAAAAAUCUGGACUUGUCAUGAUCCUUUUCUCUGCCUGCUGCAUCUGUGGACUCAUUGGGGGCAUCCUGAAUGUUCAGUUCCUUCGGGCAGUGACAAAGAAGACCUCUUCCCUCUAUCCUUUACAUCUUGCCUCCAUGUCCCUUGCGUGCAUCGGGAUCGGCGGCUGCACCCUCUCUUCCUGGCUAACUUGUCGACUAGCCAGCUACGAACAGAGGAGGAUGUUCUCGGAGAGGGAGCACUCACUGCACCACUCCCAUGAAAUGGCUGAGAAAGAAAUGACAGACAACAUGAGCAAUGGAGGACCACAACUGAUAUUUAACGGAAGAGUAUAAUCAAUGUUUUAAAGAACUGAACAUUUUUUAGGAUUUUCAUGAGGAAAGGAGAUACCAAAGGAGUAGGGGAUAAAAUUAAAGCAGUUCUUGUAUUUGCUGUUUUCCCUCAUGGGCACCCAGUAUAAUCAUUCUCCCUCAGUUUGCCUCAAUUACUUCUUCAGCUUUUUUUUUUUUUUUUUCUUUUUGCGUGAGAAUCUUCCAGAAAUGUUCUGGUGCAGUAAUUUGAACAGACAUUCCAGAUUGUUCUAAAGACUUUUCAGGAAAAAAAAAAAAAAGGAAUAAACAGAAAGAAAAAUUCAUAUUCUACAAAAACACUAUUUGACUAGCAUGAGUAUUAAAUUUGUAAUGACAUAUUUCAUAUAAAUAAAGUACAAAUAUCAAGAAAUAACAAUAAGUUAUUUAUGUCUUUGUUUUGAAAGACAGUGGCUUCAAGAAUACCACAAUUCAAAACCUCAGUAAUGCCUUGGUGUAAAAACAUUAAAGUUAUUUCCAAUUUGUGAAUGAACUAUAUUUCAUAAUUUAUUUAUAAAUGACUAAAAACCCUAAAGCAUAAAGAAGAAAAUUUUUUUAGAGAGAAACCAUACUAAUCUGUAUGAUAUUUUUGCAUUUUUGCACAAGGGUGAAAAGUUAUAAAUGAAUAUCAUUUAAGGAAAAUAAAUAUGUUUUGAUUAUACUGUGCAGAUUGAUCUGCAUGUUCAUGAAUGAGCCUAAGAAUAAAAUAACACAUGUGUGUAUGUGUGUGUAUAUAUACUGUAAAUAUAGAAAAUAUAUACAGCAUAUAUUUAUAGCAUACAUGAAUGUAAAUAGAUAAUCAAAAAGAAAUUGUAAUGCUGUUGGGGUAUUAUCAGGAUUCUAUUCCCAAAGAGAUGGGAAAGCAAUUUUUCAAGGCUUUUCUAUGCCCACAAAAAUCACGUUUGAUUUCUACUAAAUUUGUUCAUUUUUAUUCUUUUUAUUAUGUCUGCUGUGUGUAAAUAUCAUUGUGACUGAUAUUUAUGGAGUUGAGUGAUCUGAAUAGUGUAGUAUAAAGAUAGAUUACUUAUCUGGCUAUUUUACUAUUAAUGGCAUUUCUGUAAUAACGAUGAUUAAUACUGAUUUAUAAACAUAACAACUUUAAAUCACAUACUUACACAUUUAUUAAUGUAGAUACAAUGACACGUGAUUUUCAUGAUACUUACAUUUCAAACACUUUGCAGCCCAAUUAAAUUAUAUAAAAGGACAGAUGAUGUCUGCGCAAAAGGUAAAGUUAAAAUUUACUUUGCUAGAAUUUAAUUUAGAUAUUUUUAAAAUUUUAUAAUUUAUGAAAAUAAUAUAAACAGACCAUUUUUAAGAAUAUGCAUAUCCAAAGAACCUGAAAGAGUUCUUUGUAGAACGAAAUAAAAAGAUAGGCUUACAUUUAUGUAGUUAGAUUCAGUCCUUCUUUUCCACAGGGAAAUGUUAAAAUAGCCACCUGUGACAAUAUGAAUAGGCAAGAAAAUAGCACGGUCUUUGAAAAUAUUUAUGAGAACACAACCUCUGAUAACAGAUAAAGAAAUCUAAUAUUUCAAAAUAUGUGGUUUUCAUUGUAUUGGAUACUUUCAUUUUUCCCCAAAGCUAAUCAAUUUUCAGGUCAUUUGUAUGAGUUACUUAUUGAACCACAGGUAAAUUCAACCUUUAACACUCAGGAUGAGAACAUGUUAUCAUUUAGAAACAAAAUAUGGGUUUUAAUUAUGAUAACAAAAUAAUAACUCCAGUUAAUGAAAAUCUGAAGGUCUUCUAGUUUUAGAGUAUCGUGAUCAUCACCUACCCUAUUUAAGUUGACUCAUAAAAAAAAUUCUGGCUGUAGAUAGUCAAAUAAAAUAGCUGGGCUAUGGUUGUUUGCUGUAGUGCUUGAAGGCUCCUAACUCAUAUGAAUAACUUCAAUAUCCAGUAGAUUACAGAAGCUGCCCAUAAAUGCAACCUCAAAUAGUGAAUUAACAUUAUCACUAUUCUUUUGAUGCCAUCAACAGGCAUAAGCUUUAUCACUGAAAAUCUAAACUAUAGAUACAGAUAUUUUAUAUAUAUGUGGCUCUACUGAAUUUACUCAAGGAUGUAGUUUUGUACUGAAGGAAUAACCACUGACUCUAGGUGGCAUUUCUUUGUAGACAUAUUUGUAUAAUACAGAGUUCUAAUACAUCAGUAAGAUGUUUUAAUGCCUUUUGAAAUAAUUUAUGAAAUCACCCAUCAAAGGACAAAGUAGGCAUAUCACUGCUUCAAUAUAGACUUAAGAAGAGAUGCAAUCAUGACAGUUACCCAAAUAGGCUACCGUGUAUAUAACCAGACAUAGAUACGUCUUUAAAUGUAGUUCUUUUAACCCAAUAUUUUCAGGGCUCAGUUAUUUAGAGGGAUUUAUUUGGGACGUAGAGUGAUUCUUUCUGAGAUAAUUAGGGGACGUUAGGAAGACAUUGUUCGAGUACUUGAAAAUUCAACUUUCACAAUAAAUUGAUCUAUGAACUAGAAUACUUUAAGUGACUACAUUAUAGUUUUAGUGUGAGCCUACCCUUGGGGGAAAGUAAAUGAAGAAACAAAAUAUGUGACACUAGUGUGGUGGUGUGCUGUAGAAACUAGCUACAAAAAGGUGAAGUUAUUGUAAGCAUAAAAGAAUAAAAGUGGAUUCUGCUUGGAAACUUAAACAUGUGUGUGUUUAAACACACACACACAUCUACAGUUGUUUAGAAGUGGAACAUGGUAUGAUAACUCUAUUGAUGUGUCUAUGUAAUAAAAUGGUGUGCUUUGAAACUGCA
Molecule: messenger RNA, 4257 nt
Organism: Neogale vison (American mink)
Lineage: Eukaryota; Metazoa; Chordata; Mammalia; Carnivora; Mustelidae
Gene: TMEM196
Product: transmembrane protein 196
Exons: 4
Coding region: 962-1498 (178 amino acids)
Source: RefSeq, a predicted model, not a curated record